Messenger RNA from Myripristis murdjan (pinecone soldierfish), 1198 nucleotides. It is a transcript of the gene exorh, whose product is annotated as extra-ocular rhodopsin. Gene Ontology annotation, molecular function: G protein-coupled receptor activity. Gene Ontology annotation, biological process: G protein-coupled receptor signaling pathway; phototransduction; visual perception. The transcript is spliced from 5 exons. NCBI's taxonomy places the organism in Eukaryota, Metazoa, Chordata, Actinopteri, Holocentriformes, Holocentridae. Gene Ontology annotation, cellular component: membrane. The record is from RefSeq and is a predicted model, not a curated record. The coding region runs from base 101 to 1168 and encodes 355 amino acids.
UCUUUCUUUUUGAGGAGAGGCAGCAAUUUUUGUCCAUUCUUGAGCUGAAAGCAGGAACAAAACCAAACAGGCAGACCGCCCAGCAUCACUGCCAACAGCCAUGAAUGGCACAGAAGGCCCCAACUUCUACGUGCCCAUGUCCAACAAGACUGGGGUGGUCCGCAGCCCUUUUGAGUACCCUCAGUACUACCUGGCUGAGCCAUGGAAGUACUCUCUCCUAGCUGCUUACAUGCUAUUCCUCAUCAUUACUGCCUUCCCCAUCAACUUCCUCACCCUUUAUGUCACUGUCAAACACAAAAAACUGAGGACCCCUCUAAACUAUAUCCUGCUCAACCUGGCAGUGGCUGACCUCUUCAUGGUCAUGGGGGGUUUCACUGUCACCCUCUACACAGCCCUGCAUGGAUACUUCGUCUUGGGUGUCAGCGGCUGCAACACUGAGGGAUUCUUUGCCACCUUAGGAGGAGAGAUUGCCCUCUGGUCUCUGGUGGUAUUGGCUAUUGAGCGCUACAUUGUGAUCUGUAAACCAAUGAGCAAUUUCCGCUUUGGGGAGAGACAUGCUAUCGCUGGAGUGGCAUUCACAUGGAUCAUGGCCCUGACCUGUGCUGUGCCCCCCUUGUUCGGAUGGUCCCGGUACAUCCCAGAGGGCAUGCAGUGUUCCUGUGGGAUUGACUACUACACUCCCAAGCCUGAGAUCAACAACACCUCGUUCGUCAUCUAUAUGUUUAUCCUCCAUUUCUGUAUUCCCCUGUUCAUCAUCUUCUUCUGCUACAGCCGCCUGCUAUGCACCGUGCGAGCGGCCGCAGCCCAGCAGCAGGAGUCUGAGACCACCCAGCGAGCAGAGAGGGAAGUGACAUGCAUGGUAAUUGUCAUGGUGAUCUCCUUCUUGGUGUGCUGGGUGCCCUAUGCCAGUGUGGCUUGGUACAUCUUUGCCAAUCAGGGAACUGAGUUCGGACCAGUAUUCAUGACUGCGCCGGCCUUCUUUGCCAAGAGUUCCUCUCUGUACAACCCAGUCAUCUAUAUUCUGCUAAACAGACAGUUCAGGAACUGCAUGCUAACCACGGUGUGCUGUGGAAAGAACCCGUUUGGAGAGGAGGAGACCACCAGUGCUGUUGCUGCCUCCAAAACUCAGACCUCCUCCGUCUCCUCCAGCCAGGUCGCCCCUGCUUGACCUACAACCCCUACUGCUCCUAACCCACCA